GCUAAGUACUGAAUAAACGUUGAUAAUGCUUUAAAACCAACUAGUAAUUUAAACCGAAAUCAAGUAAUAAUUCAAGCUAAUGCUUCGUAAAGUAUUUUGUUAUAGCGUUAAGUACAACUGUACAGUUUAUUAAUUCAUUAUUAAUUAUUUUGAUUAAAUUAAGUGUUUCAUUUGAUUUUAUAAAAAUGAGUAAGACUAUAGUAUAUGAUACACUUAUAAUACCUGAUCCAGAAUUUAAAGAUGAAAAUGUUAAAAUGUUUGGAUCAUGGUUUGGUAUGAACAAUAUUUGUGUAUUUCCAACAAAAACAAAAAUACUCCAUGAAACACCUAGUAACAAAACUUGUAACUGGAAUAUUAUACAUUUAAAACAUAAAACAAUGCUUUUUGAUCCAAAAAUGAGACAGUUGGUGAAUGAGUCAAGCGGAGUGUUUCAAGAGCUUCAAACAAAUGUGGAUGACCCAAAUAAAUCAACCGAUGCCUUAUAUUAUAGUAGAAAAUAUAGAGCAAUCAUAUCAACUUGUAUAAUGAAUAUAGAAAAGAGUAACAUAGAGAAAACAAAUGAUAUGUACAACCAGUAUAAACUGUUGUUGCAUAAUUUGGAACUUAUUUGGCAUUUGUGUGAAGUUCUUUACCUAGUUGUUGUUCCAGGUGAUACGAUCCUGAAUAAUCUACUAGAUUGGAUAAAAAUUCAUUAUGAAAAAUCAGAAAACCAAGCUUUAACUAUUAUUGAAGACAAAACGGCAUAUUUCACUGAUGAACGUGUUGAGGAUAAAUUUCCAUAUUAUUGGGAGACAGUUAUUGGCUUAAUAUUACAAGGAAAUAUUGACUUAGUCAGAAUGUUAUUAUGCAAUCAUUCCCAAAGUAAUACAGAACCAUUUAUUCAUGCUAUGAAAAUACUCAAGUCUAUGCCUACUUAUAGUGUAUAUGGUGGGCUUCCAAUUGCAGAAUAUACAUCAAGAUUUAAGGGAUGGCAAUUUAGUGCCAAAAAUAAACUAGACUCUGGAAUGUUUCUAAUAGAUUCCAACCUCAAUAAUAUUAUGAAAAUUGUUUGUGGAGAUCCUGAUUGUAUUAAUUUAAUCCAUAAAAGUUGUUCAACUUGGUUUGAAUUUUUUGUUGCUCAACUGAUUUACACUGAACCAACUGUAAAAAAGCAUAACCUAAGCUUAUAUGCUCAUCGUAGUAUUGCAAAAUAUUAUGAUAAACCUGAAUAUAAUCUUAUGGAUUCUCUUACUUUAAACUUAUUUGAUGGUGAUUUAGAGGCAUUUGUGAAGAAACUUAAAGCUUAUCCUGAUUCAGGAUGGUCAUCCACACAUUUAACUAACUUGUUACAUUUAUGCGACAAAAUUGAACCUGAUUUUGAUGUACCUGAACACAAAAAUAAUAUCAGCCCAAACGAACAAUAUCUGCUUGAUUAUGGUACAUUUUUAAUGUCCCAUCAUUCUUUAUGGCAAUCAGGUAUAACAUACUUAGAUAAUUGUUCAUCUAUUGGAAAAGAAUAUAUUUCAACUUUGCUAUUAAAACUAGAAAUAUUAUCUGAUUUAAGAGUCUCAAAAAUAUUACACUAUGCUACUGCUAGACGAUUAUAUAAUGUUGUGUCAAGUAUAUGUAAGGUAAAAGGAAUGUUGAGCCUACAAAAAUCUAGAAUAGGGGAAGCUCUAUGUUGGGCUAUAAGAGGUCAAGAUAGUGCAUUUGCUACUCAUAUUGCAAAUAUAUUUUUAAAUGAAUACUCAAAGGGAGGUCAAUUUAGUUGUCCUGAUAUUCUAGAAAAUCUUGGUUCUAUUGUCCUUACUUGUGAUCGUUUUAUGUUCCUUGGUAAAUACUUGCAGUUUAUCAAAUUUAUAAAAAACAAUUCAUUAAUUGAAGCAGCGUUAUUAUAUAUAGAACUAUUGAAGUCAAAUAUAUGUCCAAAAUAUUUCAGGCUUAGGUUGCUUCUUGAUGUUCUUCUAUUUAUUGAUGAUAACAAUGAAUGUUAUUUUAAUACACUGGAUAUGUCUUUAAUUACAAUGCGUUUAGAUGAUGCUAUUAUGGAAGCAGAAGAUGAUCCUAAGUCUGCUGAUCAAUACUUAUUAGACCAAAUACCAAAUAUCAGGAGUGCUAUAGUAAAAUUAGUAUCAAUUAGUUUGAAAAAAUAAUGUUCACAAAUAGAAUUUUACUUAAAAAUCUACAAAUAAAAUUUAGUAUUAAAUUUAAUAAAAUAAUUUUAUAAUUUACAAUGACUGAUGAAUAGGUAUGUUUAAAAAUAAAAUGUUAUUUUUAUAACAGAAAAUAAAUGUUUAUAUUAUAUGUA
Messenger RNA from Daktulosphaira vitifoliae (grape phylloxera), 2287 nucleotides. It is a transcript of the gene Nup75, whose product is annotated as nuclear pore complex protein Nup85. Gene Ontology annotation, biological process: mRNA export from nucleus; protein import into nucleus; positive regulation of DNA-templated transcription. Bases 186 to 2132 code for a protein of 648 amino acids. The record is from RefSeq and is a predicted model, not a curated record. Gene Ontology annotation, cellular component: nuclear pore outer ring. The transcript has 11 exons. Lineage: Eukaryota; Metazoa; Arthropoda; Insecta; Hemiptera; Phylloxeridae. Gene Ontology annotation, molecular function: structural constituent of nuclear pore.